CGGCGACUGGCGGCACUCGCCUGGGCUGUGCCUGCAACUGGAGGCGAUGGGAGAGCGGCGCCGGGAGAGGCUCGGGGGCGCCGGGACUUUGCCCCGAGGAGGAGGAGGAGGAGGAGGAGGAGCGAGAGGGACCGCGCCAGGAGCCGCCGCAGCAGCCGCCGCAACCGCGUGGCUUUAAACAGCACGCCUGCUUUUGUUUUGGCUUCAACCGUCAUUUUCUUCCUCCGUUUUCCUCCCUCUCCAUCCUGCCAAACAAAGGAAGCAGAAGAAAGAGAGAGAGAGAGGUAUCUAUCCCAUCGAUCAUAUCUAUCUAUCUAGAGACAUCAUCUUGUUGUGCUGGAGACAUGCGUUCGGUCCGGAAGAGGUGGACUAUCUGCACCAUCAGCAUCCUCCUGAUUUUUUACAAGACAAAAGAGAUCGCCAGGACCGAGGAGCACCAGGAGGCGCAACCCAGCGGAGAUGGUGAUUCAAGUUUGAGUAGAUCAAUGGUCAAUAAUUCUGACAAAAUAAACCAAAAGAGUGGCUCUUCAGUGUUCCAGCAUUCUGUGGAGAGAUGGAAAAUCAAUUCCUCCUUGGUGCUAGAAAUAAGGAAGAAUAUUCUUCGAUUCUUGGAUGCAGAAAGAGACAUCUCUGUGGUCAAGAGCAGCUUCAAGCCAGGAGAUGUAAUUCACUAUGUGCUAGACAGACGCCGUACCCUAAACAUUUCCCAAGAUCUACACAGCCUCCUUCCUGAAGUUUCACCAAUGAAGAACCGUCGCUUUAAGAUGUGUGCCGUUGUAGGCAAUUCUGGCAUCCUCUUGGAUAGUGGAUGUGGAAAAGAGAUUGACAGCCAUGAGUUUGUUAUAAGGUGCAAUCUAGCUCCCGUGGUGGAGUUUGCUGCAGAUGUGGGAACUAAAUCAGAUUUUAUUACCAUGAACCCAUCAGUUGUACAAAGAGCAUUUGGAGGCUUUCGGAAUGAGAGUGACAGAGAAAAAUUUGUGCAUAGACUAUCCAUGCUGAAUGACAGUGUCCUUUGGAUCCCUGCUUUCAUGGUCAAAGGCGGAGAGAAGCAUGUGGAGUGGGUUAAUGCAUUAAUCCUUAAGAAUAAAUUGAAAGUGCGAACUGCCUAUCCAUCACUGAGACUUAUUCAUGCUGUCAGAGGUUAUUGGCUAACUAACAAAGUUUUCAUCAAACGACCCAGCACAGGACUCCUCAUGUACACGCUUGCUACACGAUUCUGUGAUGAAAUUCACCUCUAUGGAUUUUGGCCCUUCCCAAGGGAUAUAAAUGGAAAAACGGUCAAAUAUCAUUAUUACGAUGACUUAAAGUAUCGAUACUUUUCUAAUGCCAGCCCGCAUAGGAUGCCAUUAGAAUUUAAAACUUUGAACAUGUUACAUAACAGAGGAGCUCUUAAAUUGACCACGGGGAAAUGUGCACAGCAAUAAAGCACAAGUCAAGAACAAAGAGAAGUAAAGGAAAUGGGUUUUGUGAUUUUGAUUACAUGGAAAAACAGGGGGAUCCCAACUGGAUAUAUCCCAGUGCAUUGUAACAAGCCAUUGGUGAAAAAGGAAAUACAUCAGAAGAGCGCCCAUUACCAGCUAACGUUUCACCAGUUGAAGUGCUAAAUCUUUGAGUGCAAUGGUUCGAGUAAGUGCCACUUUCACUGAAAACAAAACUUGAAUGUAUAAAAUCAGUUGUGUUUACAAGAUCCAAUGAUGCAUUCAUCACCUGUUAAAAGAAGCUGCUCAUUUGCCACCGCAAGCAUCAAGCAACAGAAAAAGAAAUACCUAACUGGUGGGAUCUGUCCUUAUGAAAAUGCAUGCCUCUGGCCAUGGAAAAACCAAGGUGGAAUUGGCAGCGCAAUGUAAAACAUUGCAAAGAGCAAGCAAAAUACCUUCAGUCAGGAGAAUGCCUGGCUUUGUAUUAUAAUCUCUUUCCCUCUCUCUCCCUCCUUCUGAUUUUGAAAUUGUCAUUCAUUUUAUGUUGUUUGAGUACUGGAAACCUUUUAAGGGAUUUUGAAAAGAACAAUAUGAACCUUUUAGGCAAUCUUCAAGAAGUGGUCUUAGAAGAUGUUAUUUUUAAAGAGAAACCCCAGUGCAUUUUAAGUUCUGCAUUGUAUGCUAUUGUUCAGCUUAUACUUGGCAUAUGCUUUACAGCUAAAACUGCCUCCAUGCCAUGACUGCACCAAACUGCUGCACUAAAUGGGGCCAGUUGCCAGGUUUUGCUUCUGCAGCCCUUGGAGAUGCAAUAGCCACUGCCAGGAAUAUGUAGUGCUGGCAAAGAUGAUGUGCGGAUAUUCACUCUACACCUAAAUGUUGUAGUGGGAAAGCAUAAUCUAACAGAUACUAUAGGGGGAUAUUUGUUUUAUAAUAAUAUAACAUAAGCAGAUCAGGGCUUAGAACCUCCCAUAUGCCUUGCUCUACCUAACACCUUGUAGCUGAGCUGGGCUGCAAUUAUCAUCUUCACUGAACCAUAACCCUACAGGCUGAGGAGAUGGAUGUUAUAGUCUAACAUGUCUGGAGGGUGCUAUUUUGAGGGACACUGAUUUUGGUGCUUAUGUCAGAGUUAAUCAAAAUGCUAAAUGAACAAAAUUGCCGAAAACCUGUUAGUGAGUUUCCAGGGCAUAAACGCAAGUGACAUCUUUGUAACUUAUUUUUUGGUCAUUGCAAAGGACAGAAUUCUGUUCUGGCUACAUGACCAAAAUCUCCCCCCGGUUCUCUUGCAAAACCUGUAUCUUCUCUGCUUAAGCCCACCCAUAACCAUUUCUGUGUUAACACUCUCCACCAAUACAGAAAUUGCUCCAUGUGUGAAUUAGGGGGAUUAAUCCAGAUGUCCUGACCCACUCAGCUCCUGUCCAGUUUAGGCUCAAAGGACACACUUAACCACUGAGAGUAUAAAUGUCAGUGACAUUUUUUCAAUGACAAAUGAAGGGGAAUACAUUUAUCAAUAAGCAAAAAGUAUCCUCACAUCCUUUGAGCUGAAACUCUGACAAAGCUUCAAGUGGAUAUUGCAUUGCUAUUGCAUUGCUCUUUUAGCUCCAGAUGGCCCUUCGUGUUUCUGAGCUGACAUUUCCCCUUCCAUAGACUAGAACAAAAGAAAUGCAGGAUUAUAUAUUUCAACAAGGUAAUACAGCAGAGAACAGAUGCAUUGGUGGUUGCAUCAGGAAAUGUAUCAUAGUUGUGUGCUGAAUAUACCUUGCCUGUUAUAGGAUCCCAGACAUUUAAUUUUUUUAAUGUCUAUGUAAGAGCGCCCCCUUUAUUUUGAAGAAAACUAGCCAUGGGACUCCAGGCGAGAUUGUGAACCAAGUCCAAAUCUGCCUAUUUAAGUAGUUGUAUGUUGUGACCAACAGCGAGGAAAUAUAUUUUCCCUAAGAUAUUGAUGUAGUCCUCCGAACCAGGUUGGAAAUAUCAUUCCUACAACUGCAUUUUCUUCAAAAUAAAAAUAAACAAUUCGAGCAUUUUAAAAAAUUAGGGGGGGGGGUAAUUUGUAGUUUGGAUGAAAAUUAAUUGAAACAGGAAUUAACAACAUAAAUCUAAACUGAAUUGCUAGUUCCAGCUAGGAUAGAUUUAUUGCAUCAAUCACUCACGUGAAACUUUUUGGUUCAUUGGGUGUCUUUAGUUGAGACUAGCCCUUGAAAUUGAACCAUAUCAUUUGGCCCUUCACUACAGUUUAAAUUCUCCUGAAAAAUCUGUUAUUUUAAGCUUUCUUUAGAUAUGAUUGUUCUCUCACAUGGCAAAUGAAGAUGAUACCAUGAAUAAGCAGGUGCCCUUACAUUUGGUACCAAAGAUUAUGCUGAUUUUGUAAUUGAUGUGUGUUUAUUUUUCUUUUAAUAAUGUAAACAUGUACAUUUAGUACUUUAUUGCUAUGCUGCUGAAGAAACUGUUUUCAGUCUAUUUUGUUUUCUAGUUGAUUUGAUGUCUUAAUUUUGUUUGAAUGGAAAAUCCCUUGACUUUGUUUUUUUUUUAUGUUCACCUUGAAUAUUUCAAACAGGGCAAAACAGAUGUUUCCCUUUUAAAAAUUGGAAUUUGGCCAUAAUCUUCAGUCUAGAUAAGAUAAUUAAUCAGACAGAAGAGAUAAACACUGAAAAUAAAUUUAGCAGCCAUAAUGGAUUUUUCCUAGCUUCCAGAAUUUUUUAAAGAAAUACACUCUACAUAGUGCUGGACAAUGUGUUUUCCCCCUGUUUUUUAUAUUCUUAUAGAUGACAAUACCACUGGUCAAUUCUGUUGCAUUUUCUCUGCUGAAUGCUCCUUUUUCUGUUAUUAAUAUGUGAGCAAGUUCUAUAACUGAAAUGUUGCUUUGGGUACACACUGAGGAUUAUGAAAAAAUUCAGUUCAUUUAAGAAGGGUUGUAAACAGAAUGGCUGGAAACUUUAAACUUAUCUGGAAAGUUUCAAAGCACAAUAAUAAAUGACUUCAGAAUUGCAAGGGAGGGGAGGAAUAAAGUAUGAUUUCUUUGCUCAGCUAUCACAUAUUUCUGUUUUCUAAGUAAGGAAAAAAACUGAUGAAAAGCAAACACAAUAGCUUUUUAAUAAGUUUUAUGGAGUGGACGAUAUUAGGUAGAGUAAGUAAAGAGAAUUAUUUCCUCUUGUGUAGAACAAUCUUGAAUUCCUAUCAAACCAUCUGGUCCUUAGUUCUGAUGCUUACUGAAGCAACUCUAAGCUUGUUUUAUAUUUCUGUCUUAGAAUGUUACUAUUUUAAUAAGGAAAUAAUGCUUAGUCAAGUUGGCCAUCCUUCUAUCCAGAUCCCUUCUACAUUGCCAUAUAAUCCACAUUAUUUGCUUUGAAUUGGAUUAUAUGAGUCUGCACUGCCAUAUAAUCCAGUUCAAAGCAGAUAAUCUGGAAUUUAUAUGGCAGUGUAGAAGGGCCCCCAGUGUCAUUUUCAUUAAAUUCAACUUGCAAUAAGACUCUGACUUCUAAUUACUUUUUAAAACACAGCAGCUAUUCUGUAUCUUCACUGUACAUCUUUCACUUUGUGUCCAUUUCCAAAAUAUGUCCAUGGUACUGCUCCAUUGGUUUGGUACAGCACCUACCAAGUGAAGACUACUGGUUUGUUUUGUCCAGCUGCAUGUUAGGUAUGGAUAUGAAUACCUCUUUCACCAUAAGAAUUAACUGUCUACUCUAGUAUCCUGUUUCCUGCAGCAGUCUUGAAAGUAUCUAAAUAGGACAUGCAUAAAUGUCUAAUUUUUGCUCCUUUUAAUGGCCCCUUACAUGGCUUCUUUUUGCCAUGUACUUUGCUAUUUUACUGUCCUGAUCUAAAUCAGUACACCUUGUCAGGGCACUGAACUUUACUGAGAAUAGCAAGCCAAUAGAAAAUAAUAAAUCCCUUGGUUACCAUACCAUCAUGCCAGCUGUGCUCUUGUAAAGAAAUACCACUCAUUGGCUUAGGCUUCUAAGAAUUAGCAAGUAUUUUUAGGGUUGUAGACUUAAGUACUGUGAGAAACCAUCACAUUUGGUACUGAUUGUAUUUCAAUAUAUUACUGUUUUUCAUCUUUCCAUAACACAAUCUGGUAUAAACUUGCAUUUGUUUAAGUGUUUCACAUGGAAUGAGGCCACAGGCUAAUGCUCUCUCUAAGAAGACAUCCCAAAAAAGUCUUCAGUUUGUAUUUAUGGUCAUGUGUUAGCUUUUGUAUUUCAGCACAACAUGGUCAUUAAACAUACUGGAACAGGA
Messenger RNA from Anolis carolinensis (green anole), 5645 nucleotides. RefSeq names its product ST8 alpha-N-acetyl-neuraminide alpha-2,8-sialyltransferase 4 (gene st8sia4). Bases 345 to 1424 code for a protein of 359 amino acids. The transcript is spliced from 5 exons. Gene Ontology annotation, biological process: oligosaccharide metabolic process; N-glycan processing. The record is from RefSeq and is a predicted model, not a curated record. Gene Ontology annotation, molecular function: alpha-N-acetylneuraminate alpha-2,8-sialyltransferase activity. Lineage: Eukaryota; Metazoa; Chordata; Lepidosauria; Squamata; Anolidae.